AUGGAUGAUCUUAUUUGUUGUUCAUCUACAUUGGAGGGUCAUAUCUCUCUUUUGGAAAAUACCUUUCAAGCGCUACAAGCCGCAGGUCUUACAUUUAAACCAUCAAAGGUACAACUUGGGCCAAAGGAAGUGAAGUAUUUGGGGCAUAUUCUCUCCGCAGAUGGCAUACGUGUAGUGAAGUCGGUAGCGAAACGCUGGGGUCCGAAACAUGAUGAAGCAUUUGCCGAAGUGAAACGAUUAGUCACCAACGCUCCUGUUUUGCAUUUUCCGGACUUCUCUAAAGAGUUUGUUAUCCACGUAGACGCACCUGAAGUGGGAGCAGGAGCAUUCCUGGCACAACAGAAUGGCGAUGACGUGAAUAUCGUAGCAUACUUUAGCCAGCGAUUCAGCAAAAGCCAACAACACUACUCUACCGCCAUGAAAGAAUGCUAUGCUGUUGCUAGCAAUUCAACACUGGCGUCCUUAUUUAUGGGGUAG
This is a messenger RNA of Ectocarpus sp. CCAP 1310/34, 477 nucleotides long. NCBI's taxonomy places the organism in Eukaryota, Phaeophyceae, Ectocarpales, Ectocarpaceae. The record is from the annotation of a GenBank genome assembly.